Messenger RNA from Papaver somniferum (opium poppy), 1121 nucleotides. RefSeq names its product F-box protein At3g07870-like. The record is from RefSeq and is a predicted model, not a curated record. The coding region runs from base 107 to 901 and encodes 264 amino acids. NCBI's taxonomy places the organism in Eukaryota, Viridiplantae, Streptophyta, Magnoliopsida, Ranunculales, Papaveraceae. The transcript has 2 exons.
AGAAGAAGAGAAAGGAUCCAUCAAGCCAUGUCAAGCAUUCCCGAAGAGGUAUACCUUGAAAUCCUUGUGCGGGUACCAGUUGAAACUACAUUCAUAUGUUCAAGCAAUGGCUUGGUUUGUUUAUGGAUUGACGAUGGCGAUAGAGAAUUCUUGUCUUUGGAAUCCAGCCACUACAGAGUAUAAGGAAAUACCUAAAUCACCUAAUGAAUUUCCGAACGAUAAUACUGACCUUUUUGCAUUUGGUUAUGCUCAUGCAACUGGCGAUUACAAGUUGAUCAAAGUUGUAUUUUUCGAGGAUAUGGAGGAAAACUAUAAGGAGGAAAAUUCUCUAGUCGACGUAUAUUCGCUGGGAACGAAUUCAUGGAAAAGCAUUCAAAGCAUUCCUUAUAAGUUUCCUUUCCCUAGAGUAGCUGGGGCGCUUGUUAAUAGAGCUCUGCACUGGUUAGGUGUAAAAAGUGCCAAAGACAGUUCCAAGGCUAUAGUCUCUGUAGAUAUCUGCGAAGAGAGCUUCCAAGAAAUUGAACUACCAAGAGUUUGUUUGGAAAAUAAGCAGGAUUUUAGGACUGUGGGAGUGUUGGAAGGGUGUCUAUGUGUCAUUGCUUUUAAUGGUGUUAAAUCUCAUUUUGAUGUGUGGGUGAUGCAGGAUUAUGGAGUUCGGGAAUCUUGGGCAAUACGUUUUUCUAUUAUCCAAGAGCGGGUUGCUGGCGAUUUACUUUUAUAUGGCCCGAAGCAUGGAAAUACUAGAGAACUACGCAAAUUAACAAAAAUGAAUGAAUUAGAAAAUUAUGUUGAAAGUCUGGUUUCACUCAACUCGGGUACCUAUUUGGGGAUAAAUAAAAAUAGAAGAAUCCAUAGAAGCAUGAAGAAGAGGCCUAAAUUGAACAAUGUGGGCAAAUGCUAGUUCUUGUUAUGAGUUUUUCUUUUUGUCAUGGCUGAUUUCGGUAUGCAACCUUUUUAGGGAACAAGAAACAAUGAGGAAGUUAGGAAUACAAAACGAGGUAAAGAGGUGUUAUUGUAUUUUCGAUGUUUUUGCCAAUUUUUUUUUGUCAUAUACAAUGUAAUGAGACUUGUUAGCCAUUCUCGAGCAAUAUAACUCUAAUAUAGAAUUUUGGUUUUUGUCA